AUGGUUCAAACAACUGAUGAAAAACUCGAAAAACUAGGCCAAUUGUUCCCACAAAGUGACAAAGAAGGGCUUUUAGACGUUAUCGUGAGUUGUAACGGAUCUUUGAAACGGUCAGCCCAGUUGCUAGGGUUGGAGGAUGAGGAUGCGGUUUCAGCAAGCAUUUGCGGGAACGUCAAGAGAUUCAAAUCGCAGCAAACGCUGUCGCGCUUCAUGAGCCCAUCUGCAAGAAGCAUUCCGGCAACAGCACGGUUGUCGCCACACUCGCACUUGCAGAAGACGAUUGAGCUCCAUACCAAACAUGAGAUAGAGGUCACGCUAAAGUAUUGCACUUAUCACACCGAUGUGUUACCUCAGGAGCUUGCCGAGGAAUUACUUCGGACCACCAUGAACGAUCCUUCUUAUAAGGCGAGUCAAUUUUACCUUUUUGGCAACAAAUGCACCUCGAACCACAAGUCUCGGCUCUUUUUGCCAGCGGCCCGUUCCGACGCCUUCUACUAUAAUGGCAAAGAGGUGAAGGAUUUCAGCCUCUACUCUGAUGAAAUGAUGCUCGCACAAGUUCUUAUAGAAGACGUUGUUAACCAGGCACUUACUCAGAGGCCACAAUUAUCAUUUCAGAUUAAUCCAGGUCAGUGGGAAGCACAAGCAGCACUUUCAAAUCUUUACGAAAGUAAUAGCAAUCUGGACUGGCACUCAGAUCGCUUGACCACUAUCGGACCGCAUGCGGUAAUCGCCUCCUUGUCGCUCGGAUUUUCCCGCGACUUCAGAGUUCGCAAGACCUACCCUUCGAAUUCUCAGGUUUACUCAAUAAAACCAAAACAUAACUCCUUAAUAAUUAUGCACGCAGGAUUUCAAGAAGAAUACAAACACUGUGUACCACUCCUGCCGAAAAAGUACAAUAUUCCGACCGAUGAUUUGCACAUCUUAUCUCAAGCGAAAAGAGUCAACAUCACAUACCGUAAUUACCUGUUCAAGGAGACCGCUUUUUGCAAACAAUGUGGCUCACCAAUGGAUCUUCGUCGAAUGUUCAAAGACGCGCGCAAAAGAGGAAAAUACUUCUAUCAAUGUACUAAGAGUUACACCGCCGACAACGGGUUCAAAGACGGUAAGGAAUGCAAAUGGUUUGCAUAUGCAAAUUUCGAGAAUGGUCCCUCUCUUACAGAUGAUGAAGACCACUGCUCGACCUGGUUAGCAGACGAUGAUGUUGAAGCCAAGGAAGCGCAAAGAAUUGAAUGA
Messenger RNA from Lachancea nothofagi CBS 11611, 1233 nucleotides. Lineage: Eukaryota; Fungi; Ascomycota; Saccharomycetes; Saccharomycetales; Saccharomycetaceae. The record is from the annotation of a GenBank genome assembly.